Nelumbo nucifera (sacred lotus) is the source of this 2205-nucleotide messenger RNA. RefSeq names its product wall-associated receptor kinase 2-like. Gene Ontology annotation, molecular function: polysaccharide binding; calcium ion binding; ATP binding. Gene Ontology annotation, cellular component: plasma membrane. The record is from RefSeq and is a predicted model, not a curated record. Gene Ontology annotation, biological process: protein phosphorylation; cell surface receptor signaling pathway. Lineage: Eukaryota; Viridiplantae; Streptophyta; Magnoliopsida; Proteales; Nelumbonaceae.
AUGGCAUUGCCUGUGCUGCUACUCCAAUUCCUUCUGUCGUUGCCAAUUAGCAAGGCCGGCUGCGAGGAAAAAUGUGGCGACAUCCCCAUUCCCUACCCGUUCGGCUUUGGAAACCCAAACUGUUACAGAAAGCGGUACGACGUAACCUGCAACCACACUUUCACCCCUCCGAAACCUUUUAUAUCAAACACCAACUACGAAAUUCUAAAUAUAUCCCCACUAGGCCAAUUGCACACCAAAACCUUCGUAACUUAUGAUUGCUACGAUCAAGAAAAAGAUAGGAGUAUUAACAGGGUCCGCUCUUCUUUCGGUCUCGUAGAUCUUCCUUACACUUUUUCCGACACCAAAAACAAAUUCACGGCAAUAGGUUGUGACACUGUAUCCUACAUAACCGGCACCCGGGACGGCCGCGGAUUCACAACCGGAUGCUCAAUGGUUUGCAGCGACCAACAGAGCUUGGGAAACGGGUCUUGCUCAGGAAUGGGUUGUUGUCAAACUUCGAUCCAAAAGGGGUUCAAGAUGUUUGUGGUGGAGCUCUAUAGCCUCUACAACCACACCAACGUCUCGAAUUUCAAUCCAUGCAGCUACGCUUUCAUGGUCGAUUCGGAAUGGUUCAACUUCUCAGUACCUGAUAUCUUGGGCUACAUGGGCUUCUAUAAUAGAAAUGAAAAAAUGGUCCCAGCCGUACUCGAUUGGGCAAUAGAGAAGUACACCUGUGAAAAUGCUUCCAGUAGUGAUCCAAAUUAUGCAUGUGGUAAGAACAGCGAAUGCUUUAACUCUCCUAAUGGUUUGGGAUAUCUCUGCAACUGUUCUCAAGGUUACCAAGGCAACCCUUAUUUUGAUCACGGAUGCCAAGACAUAGACGAAUGCAUGAAUUCAACUAUGAACGACUGCUCUUCAUCCGGGGUUUGUACCAAUACGCCUGGGAGUUACACCUGCUCUUGCCCGCCUGGUACUCGUGGGGAUGGAAGAGAAAACGGAAGUGGUUGUGCAUCUCCUCCGAGGAAUCUAUCUCAGCUGAUACAAGUCUUCUUAGGAAUUGGUUUUGGCAUCUUGUUUCUACUAUUUGUUAGCUCUUGGCUGUAUUGGGGAAUCCAACAUAGAAGGCAAAAGAAACGCAAAGAAAACUUUUUUCAGCAAAAUGGAGGUCUCUUGUUGAGGCAACUGCUCUCUUCACAUGAUGCAAAUGUAGAAUUUACUGAAGAGGAACUCGAGAAAGCAACCCAUAACUAUGACAAGAGUCUGAUCCUAGGUCGCGGUGGCUAUGGUACAGUAUAUAAAGGAACUUUACCAAAUAAUAAGAUAGUUGCCAUUAAGAAAUCCAAAAUAGUUGAUGAAAGUCAGGUUGAGCAAUUCAUCAAUGAGGUGGUUAUUCUUUCUCAGAUUGAGCAUGAGAAUGUAGUCAAGCUUUUAGGUUGUUGCUUAGAUUCUGAAGUUCCAUUGUUAGUAUACGAAUUCAUUACUAAUGGGACCUUAUUCCAUCAUAUUCAUGAUGAAGGUCACAAAUCGUCCAUUUCAUGGGACAAUCGUUUAAGGAUUGCUACAGAAACUGCAAAAGCAAUUGCCCAUUUGCACUCUGCAGUCACUCCUCCAAUUAUUCACAGAGAUAUUAAAUCUGCCAAUAUUCUCUUAGAUGACUUUUUUAAAGCAAAAGUGUCAGAUUUUGGAGCUUCAAGAUUAGUGCCACUCGACCACACUCAGCUUACCACAUUAGUACAAGGGACAUUGGGGUACUUAGACCCAGAAUAUUUUCAAACAAGUCACUUGACAGAGAAGAGUGAUGUUUACAGUUUUGGUGUUGUUCUUGUUGAGCUAUUAACCGGAAGAAAAGCACUUGAAUUGGACAGACCCGAAAGAGAGAAGAAUUUGGCUAUACAUUUCAUGAAUUUGAUGAAAGAAGAUGAUAUUUUGAAUAUUUUGGAAGACAGAGUGUUACAUGAGGCUGACAAGGAUCAACUUUGUGAAGUCACAAAGCUUGCAUGCAGAUGCCUAAGUAUGAAGGGAGAGGAAAGGCCCACGAUGAAGGAAGUAGACAGGGAGCUAGAAGGGUUCAGGGGUUUCGACAACCAUCCAUGGGUUGAACAUAAUCAUGAAGAAGCAGAGUAUUUGCUUGGUGAGCAAUCAAAUUUACAAAGGUGCAGCACUGCGGAGUAUGACAGCAGUUUGAGGGGUCAUGUUGCAAUAUCAUUGAACAAUGGGCGAUGA